Entelurus aequoreus (snake pipefish) is the source of this 9536-nucleotide messenger RNA. Its product is annotated as helicase ARIP4-like. The record is from RefSeq and is a predicted model, not a curated record. Gene Ontology annotation, molecular function: ATP binding; ATP-dependent chromatin remodeler activity; ATP hydrolysis activity. Bases 240 to 4619 code for a protein of 1459 amino acids. The transcript is spliced from 24 exons. NCBI's taxonomy places the organism in Eukaryota, Metazoa, Chordata, Actinopteri, Syngnathiformes, Syngnathidae. Gene Ontology annotation, cellular component: nucleus.
GACGAGGGGUGUGCUGCCUCCGUCACCCCCACCUUCAAUCUCCGUCCACUUGCACGCCUUUUUGUUUUCUUUUGUUCGCAGCAGCACUGCGGCGCGACGCGGACGGCACGGCAGGUUUCGCAUGACGUCGGGCCCGGUUGCAUGCCGGCACUUGGCGAUCACUCCAGCAGCACUGAGAGCCAACUCAGCCAGGCUACCUCUAGGCGAUGCUGAGGUAGCAGAGGCCUCCAUGCAGCAGGAUGACCGAAGAGCAGCGGCAGCAGAACGGUCUGCAAGAGAUCUGCUACAUCACCGAUGAAGAGGAGGAGAGCAGUGGAGAUGACGAUGAAGACGACGGUUUUCAGGACCAGCCCCACAGCGCCUCCUUCAGCUCAGAGAAUGAGGCUCAGGGAGGCGACCCCGCGGCGUGGCGGUGCACCCCGCCACCGUCUACCUCACCUUCGGGGGAGACGCCGGCCAAGCCCGCCCCCUCGCGGCCGGCGUCCACGCCACACACCGGGGCGUCGGGCCAAAGCCCGGCUCCUCCCUCCACCCUGACAGGAACCAGGAAGAGGAGCUCCAAACCGUCGCACAUGAGACGCAACAUCCGGAAGCUACUGAGGGAGCAUCAGCUGGAGGCAAUGACCAAAGCUGCUCAGCAGGAGGAGCUAGAGAGGAGGCGACGGCAAGAUUUCUCCCUAUCGCUGCUGCCUGAAUAUGAAAGUGGCGAUGUAACAAAGCAUGUGUCGUCGUCAUCGCCGUCAGCAUCAUGCGUGUCGCCGCAGGAGGACGGACAGGACGCCACGGUCUGCCUGGACCCCAGUGGCGCAGGCGCGCACCACCACCACCACCACCACCACCACGACACCGCCAAGGCCGACGACGUACGACGCGUCUACAGAUCAGAUGUGAUAGAUCUAAGCCUGCGCGAGGACGGCGACAUCGUCAGCAGAGGCUCCGCCCACCAUGAGAUAGAGAGCGAGCAAAGUGGCAUGCACGCCAACGACGACCUCAACCGCCCGGACGACCAAGGGAGGGUGCUGGUCAACUUGAACCACCAUCCCUCGGAGAAAGACAUUUUCCUGUCGCCUCAGCUGGCGCGAGCGGUCAAACCUCACCAGAUUGGCGGGAUUCGCUUUCUGUACGCAAACCUGGUGGAGUCGCUGGAGCGCUUUGGCAGCAGCAGCGGGUUCGGCUGCAUCCUGGCUCACAGCAUGGGCCUGGGGAAAACGCUGCAGGUCAUCUCCUUCAUUGACGCGCUCUUCAGGAACACCCGGGCUCACACCGUGCUCGCCAUCGUACCCGUCAACACGUUGCAGAACUGGCUGGCCGAGUUCAACAUGUGGGUCCCGCCCGUCGAGUCCUUGCCACCAAAUAGCGACCCCAGCCUGGUGAGGCCUCGCGCCUUCAAGGUUCACAUCCUCAACGACGAACACAAGAACACAACAUCCAGGGCCAAGGUGGUGGAGAACUGGGCCCGCGAUGGCGGUGUUCUCCUCAUGGGCUACGAGAUGUACCGCCUCCUGUCGCUUAAGAAGAACUUUGUGUCCGGGAGAAAGAAGAAGAGCAAGAAAACCGCAGGGCCCGUCGUCAUCGACCUGAACGAAGAGGACCGCCAGCAGAAACUGCUCAAAGGUAUCGAAAGAGCCUUGGCCCGGCCCGGUCCAGACGUGGUGAUCUGCGACGAGGGCCAUCGCAUUAAGAACUGCCACGCCAGCACCUCUCAGGCCCUGAAGAACAUCAGAACCAAACGCAGAGUGGUGCUGACCGGAUAUCCUCUGCAGAACAACCUGAUGGAGUACUGGUGCAUGGUGGACUUCGUACGGCCGGACUUUCUUGGCACACGCCAAGAGUUCAGUAACAUGUUCGAGCGUCCCAUUCUGAACGGGCAGUGUGUGGACAGCACGCCGCAGGACAUCCAGCUGAUGAGGUACCGGAGCCAUGUUCUGCACAGCCUGCUGGAGGGCUUCGUACAGAGGCGAGGCCACGACGUGCUGAAGGACCAGCUGCCCUCCAAGCAGGAGCACGUAAUCCUGGUGCGUCUGUCUCCGCUGCAGAGGGCGCUCUACACCGAGUUCAUGAACCGCUUUAAAGAGGCGGGAAACUCCGGCUGGCUCAGCCUCAACCCGCUCAAGGCCUUCUGCGUGUGCUGCAAGAUUUGGAACCAUCCAGACGUGCUGUACGAGGCCAUACAGAAGGAAAACCUGGCCAGUGACCAGGACCUGGACCUUGACGACAUCACCUCAGCUGCACACACCAGGUGUCCCACUGCAGCCAAUCAGAAGCCAAAGCCCCUGGAAACUCCAAACCCCAUUGGUGGACUGAGUCUCAGCCAGUUACAGGACAGGGCCAACCAGGUCAUCACGUAUGAAUGGGCGAAGGACAUCAUGUGCGAUUACAAGCCCGGCAUCUUGGAGAACUCUGCCAAAAUGGUGCUGCUGUUCCACCUGAUAGAGGAGAGCGUCAGGAAGGGAGACAAACUUCUGGUUUUCAGUCAGAGUUUGUCCACUCUGACCGUGAUUGAGGACUUCCUUGCAAAGAGACCAGUCCCUCCUUCACCCAACACCUCCAGCAGAGACAGACCAAGUCGGAACUGGGUCAGAAAUGUCCACUAUUACAGACUUGAUGGAAGUACAACCACCUCCGAGCGAGAAAGACUAAUUAACCAGUUCAAUGAUCCCAACAACACCUCAGCGUUGGUCUUCCUGCUAUCGACCCGAGCCGGUUGCCUGGGCGUGAACCUGAUCGGGGCGAACCGCGUGGUGGUGUUCGACGCCUCCUGGAACCCCUGCCAUGACGCCCAGGCCGUGUGCCGCGUGUAUCGCUACGGGCAGAAGAAGGCGUGUCACAUCUACAGGCUGGUGUGCGACUUCACGCUGGAGAAGAAGAUCUACGACCGGCAGAUCUCCAAACUGGGCAUGUCUGAUCGCGUGGUGGACGACUUGAACCCUGUGCUGACCUUCACCAGGAGGGAGGUGGAAUCUCUCCUCCACUUUGCCGAGGAAGAAGCGGAGCCGUGCCAAAUCCAGCUGCAGCACCAGAACGGCAUGGAGUGUGUCCUCGGGAAGGCGCUGCGUCUCUUUCCUCACCUCAUCACCAAGCAACCGUUCCCCCACGAGUCUCUGCUGAUGGACCGCAGGGAGAUGAAGCUGAGCGUGGCCGAGAAGAAGGCGGCCAAGAAAGGUUACGAGGAGGAGAAGAGGGUGUCUGUGCCGUACACGCGUCCUUCUUACGCCCACUACUACCCGGCCAGCGACCAGAGCCUGACAAACAUCCCCGCCUUCAGCCAGAGGAACUGGCGACCUCCUCACGCUGACGAGAAACCGGUGACCGGUGUGCAACCAGUCCAGUCUACUCCGGUUCCCAGCAUGCACCUGCAGGCGUCUGUGGGCUCUGCUCCCGCUAAAGACUCAACGCCAUCAGGCCUCGGGGGCUUUCCUGUCAACUGCUUGCAAAAAGCUGGCGUGUUUGUGCAGAAGAUCGUCACCACGACAGACAUGGUGAUUCCAGGCACUAACAGCUCAACCGACGUCAAAGCCAGAAUAUCAGCUGGAGAGAGCAUCCAUGUCAUCAGGGGCACCAAAGGAACCUACAUCAGGACUUCUGAUGGACGAAUCUUCGCCAUCCGAGCAGCUAGCAAGCCUAAAACAUCCGAGGAGACAUCAAGAUCCUACAAAGACCCCCAGGGGAGUGCAGAGCAGCAGCCAGGCAGCGAUAGCAACGGUCCCUCGCCACCUGACCCACAGCACCCGUUACCGUCCCCUGGCGGUCCGGAGAUGGUGAGUGAGUUGCAGCACUACGCCGCCUCCACCACAGGCAGCCAGGCGGCGAUGGCGAAGGACAACUUGACUUCCGUAGCUCAGGGCAACAACAACAGCGGCGGCGGGAAGGUGAGCCGCCGCGCCGGCGUCAUCCAGCCCAACAUGGACGCCGGCGCCGCCCAGGACUUGAGAGUCAGCUCCAAGCGCAAAGCCUCCACGCCGUCGCUGGACGAGCGGCCCGGCAAGCAGCCCCCCGCCGGCAAACACUCCGCGGCCUCGUUAGCCUCGCAGGCUUUCCCGUACCCGGCGGGUUACGCCCUCCCUCUGGGCUUCAACCCGGCCAUGCUGGGGGGCGCACUGGGACACCCGCUCUACAUGGGGGCGGGCUCUCCCUACAUCCACCCCUCCCAUGCCGGACCGGGCGACCCAAACUUCAUGCCCGAGCUGUUCGCGUUGGGCGCCGUGCCCUCGCCGUCGUCCUCUUCGUCGGCCGUGUCUACAUCCACCGCCGUCUCAUCUUCCUCCGCGUCGAAAGAUUCCACUUGGGCUCCGGGCGCCAUGCCGCCGUUCAUGCUCAGCCCCAGCCUGGCGGGAAUGGCGGGGAUGCUCCCGCCUGGUUUCCCCCUCUCUUACAGUCAAUCUCUGGCGGGCUUGUACCGCGGGUCCAUGCUCCCCGGCGGGCUUCCCGGUCCGGCGGCCACUCCCGGUCCAGCCGGGGCCAGCUUCCUCUCGCACUACACUUCCGCCUCCAGCUCCUCCUCCUCGUCCUCCCCUCCAUCUUUCUCCCCGUCGGCGCGGUCCGUGGCUUACGGCCGGAAUGUCAGCAGCCCCGAGAGCUCCGAUAGCAGCGACGAGGUCAUUGAAGUGAACGGCCAAUGAAACACGACCAUUUUGCAGUGUUUCCCCCAGAAUACUUGUUAGUUAAGGUGGUGUCUCUCCAGGGGGAAGAGGGUGUCUAGACUAGACUACAGACUGUGGUGAAGUAGGCCGGCUUCGUCGCGUGAAAAAGCCUACAACUUUUGGUUGUGUUUUCCACUCCGUAUGCUGAAUGGCAAUAUACGAUAUUUUUUCCGUAAAGUAAAAACAAAACAGUCCAAGUUACCUGAGAUACUAAGUAUGUCGUUAUUUUGACUUAGUAAAUAUCGACUUACCGUAUUUUUCGGAGUUUAAGUCGCUCCGGAGUAUAAGUCGCACCGGCCGAAAAUGCAUAAUAAAGAAGGAAAAAAACAUAUUAGUCGCAUUUUCUGGGGAAAUGUAUUUGAUAAAACCCAACACUAAGAAUAGACAUUUGAAAGGCAAUUUAAAAUAAAUAAAGAAUAGUGAACAACAGGCUGAAUAAGUGUACGUUAUAUGAGGCAUAAAUAACCAACUGAGAACGUGCCUGGUAUGUUAACGUAACAUAUUAUGGUAAGAGUCAUUCAAAUAACUAUAACACAGGGGUCACCAACGCGGUGCCCGCGGGCACCAGGUAGCCCGUAAGGACCAGAUGAGUAGCCCGCUGGCCUGUUCUAAAAAUAGCUCAAAUAGCAGCACUUACCAGUGAGCUGCCUCUAUUUUUUAAAUUGUAUUUAUUUACUAGCAAGCUGGUCUCGCUUUGCUCGAUAUUUUUAAUUCUAAGAGAGACAAAACUCAAAUAGAAUUUGAAAAUCCAAGAAAAUAUUUAAAGACUUGGUCUUCACUUGUUUAAAUCAAUUCAUGAAUUUUUUUACUUUGCUUCUUAUAACUUUCAGAAAGACAAUUUUAGAGAAAAAAAUACAACCUUAAAAAUGAUUUUAGGAUUUUUAAACACAUAUACCUUUUUACCUUUUAAAUUCCUUCCUCUUCUUUCCUGACCAUUUAAAUCAAUGUUCAAGUAAUUUUAUUUUUUUUAUUGUAAAGAUUAAUAAAUACAUUUUAAUUUAAUUCUUCAUUUUAGCUUCUGUUUUUUCGACGAAGAAUAUUUGUGAAAUAUUUCUUCAAACUUAUUAUGAUUAAAAUUCAAAAAAAUUAUUCUGGCAAAUCUAGAAAAUCUGUAGAAUCAAAUUUAAAUCUUAUUUCAAAGUUUUUUGAAUUUCUUUUAAAAUUUUUGUUCUGGAAAAUCUAGAAGAAAUAAUGAUUUGUCUUUGUUAGAAAUAUAGCUUGGUCCAAUUUGUUAUAUAUUCUAACAAAGUGUAGAUUGUAUUUUAACCUAUUUAAAACAUGUCAUCAAAAUUCUAAAAUUAAUCUUAAUCAGGAAAAAUUACUAAUGAUGUUCCAUAAAUUCUUUUUUUAAUGUUUUCAAAAAGAUUCGAAUUAGCUAGUUUUUCUCUUCUUUUUUUCGGUUGAAUUUUGAAUUUUAAAGAGUCGAAAUUGAAGAUAAACUAUGUUUCAAAAUUUAAUUGUCAUUUUUGUCGUGUUUUCUUCUCUUUUAAACCGUUCAAUUAAGUGUAAAUAUCACUAAUUAUUAAUAAUAACAUAGAGUUAAAGGUAAAUUGAGCAAAUUGGCUAUUUCUGGCAAUUUAUUUAAGUGUGUAUCAAACUGGUAGCCCUUCGCAUUAAUCACUACCCAAGAAGUAGCUCUUGCUUUCAAAAAGGUUGGUGACCCCUGCUAUAACAUAUAGAACAAUCGCUAAAUCCCAUGAAAUCUUAUACGUCUAGUCUCUUAUGUGAACAAGCUAAGUAAAAUUAUUUGAUAUUUUACGGUAAUGUGUUAAUAAUUUCACACUUAAGUCGCUCCUGAGUAUAAGACGCACCCCCGGCCAAACUAUGGAAAAAAACUGCGACUUAUAGUCCGAAAAAUACGGUAUGUCAUUAUUUUUGACUUAGUAAAUAUUGACUUACUAAGACAAAAUAAUGACUCAGUCAAAUUAAUGACUUACUGUAAAUAAGCGUUUGCAAUAAGCAUUUGAAAAAAACAGUUAAAAGUGGGGUAAUAAUAAUAUUGUAUUAAGACCUACUAUUUUGUUUCUGUCAUAAUUGAAACAACAUUAGCAAAAAUGCCGAAAAAAUUGACAUACAUUUCCGUGUUUUUGAGGCCUUGAGUUUGACACCUGUGCUUUGGAACGGCGAUUCUCAAACAGUGGUACUAAGUACCACAAGUGGUACGGCAAAGAAUCACUUCAUUAAAGUACAGUGUUUUAUUUUCCCAUAUUCAAACACAGUAAAACUGUUCAAACUGUGUAAGGUUAUAGUAGCCAAAAAUAUUAUGUACCGUAUUUUUCGGAGUAUAAGUCGCACCGGCCGAAAAUGCAUUAUAAAGAAGGAAAAAAACAUAAAUAAGUCGCAUUUUUUGGGGGGAAAUUAUUUGAUAAAAGCCAACACCGAGAAUAGACAUUUGAAAGGCAAUUUAAAAUAAAUAAAGAAUAGUGAACAACAGGCUGAAUAAGUGUACGUUAUAUGAGGCAUAAAUAACCAACUGGUAUGUUAACGUAACAUAUUAUGGUAAGAGUCAUUCAAAUAACUAUAAGAUAUAGAACAUGCUAUACGUUUACCAAACAAUCUGUCACUCCUAAUUGCUAAAUCCCAUGAAAUCUUAUACGUCUAGUCUCUAAUAUUUGAUAUUUUACGCUAAUGUGUUAAUAAUUUCACACAUAAGUCGCUCCUGAGUAUAAGUCACACCCCCGGCCAAACUAUGAAAAAAAAACUGCGACUUAUAGUCCGAAAAAUACGGUAAUAAUAAUAUUGUAUUAAGACCCUACAGUUUUUUAUCCUGUCAUAUUUGAAACACCAUUAGCAAAAAUGCCGAAAUGCCUCAUUGACAUACAUUUCCGUGUUUUUGAGGCCUUGAGUUUGACACCUGUGCUUUGGAACGGCGAUUCUCAAACAGUGGUACUAAGUACCACAAGUGGUACGGCAAAGAAUCACUUCAUUAAAGUACAGUGUUUUAUUUUCCUAUAUUCAAACACAGUAAAACUGUUCAAACUGUGUAAGGUGAUAGUAGCCAAAAAUACUAUGUACCGUAUUUUGCGGAGUAUAAGUCGCACCGGCCGAAAAUGCAUUAUAAAGAAGGAAAAAAACAUAAAUAAGUCGCAUUUUUGGGGGGAAAUUAUUUGAUAAAAGCCAACACCGAGAAUAGACAUUUGAAAGGCAAUUUAAAAUAAAUAAAGAAUAGUGAACAACAGGCUGAAUAAGUGUACUUUAUAUGAGGCAUAAAUAACCAACUGGUAUGUUAACGUAACAUAUUAUGGUAAGAGUCAUUCAAAUAACUAUAACAUAUAGAACAUGCUAUACGUUUACCAAACAAUCUGUCACUCCUAAUCGCUAAAUCCCAUGAAAUCUUAUACGUCUAGUCUCUAAUAUUUGAUAUUUUACGCUAAUGUGUUAAUAAUUUCACACAUAAGUCGCUCCUGAGUAUAAGUCGCACCCCCGGCCAAACUAUGAAAAAAAAACUGCGACUUAUAGUCCGAAAAAUACGGUAAUAAUAAUAUUGUAUUAAGACCCUACAGUUUUUUUUCCUGUCAUAUUUGAAACACCAUUAGCAAAAAUGCCGAAAUGCCUCAUUGACAUACAUUUCCGUGUUUUUGAGGCCUUGAGUUUGACACCUGUGCUUUGGAACGGCGAUUCUCAAACAGUGGUGCGGCAAAGAAUCACUUCAUUAAAGUACAGUGUUUUAUUUUCCCAUAUUCAAACACAGUAAAACUGUUCAAACUGUGUAAAGUUAUAGUAGCCAAAAAUACUAUAUACUUGGCAAAUAAAACCUUUGCUUUGUUUUUAGUGAAUACUUAGGCCUACUACACUAUAGUUUAAUGUUGAUCAUUAUGUUGGUACUUGGGGAGACAUUUUUUCCAGAGUUUGAGAACCCCUGAUCUAGAAGGGGGACUACGACCGCAGUUUAAGAAUCAAUAAAGCAUUUUUUUUUACAUUUUCCUUUUUAAAUGCCCUUAAAUGCCCAUCCCUGUACUGUAGCAUCCCACUGUUGCUUGGGGGAUAUUUCAAAAAAAGAGAAACCUUUAAAACGACUUUGACUGCCAGGACAGUGGUAUUGUAUUUAAAAAAAAAAAAAAAGGAGGUAGACCUGCUAACACCUUAAAAACUCUUCACGGAAUGUACGCUCCAUGCGAUGCCUUCAAACGAGGCCUUUUAACGGAGACUCCUAUUGAGACACGUGGCGUGAGAAAAAUGAGUUUUUCUUUCUUUUUUUUUUGUGAGAAGAAAAAAACUGCUCGCUCGCUCUCUCUUGUAGCGGAGAACGGGGAAAAUGCCUUUUUUUUUUGCCGCCGAUUUCUUUCCUGAAUGUGAACGCUGAGAGGCGGUCGGUGGAAAUGUCAGCCCACAGUCUUACUGUAGCCUAUAGUGACAAAAACGAUGCAAAACACUCAAGCCUAUAUAUAUAUAUAUAUAUAUAUAAAUAUACUGUAUUUAUUAGUGUACAUGCCGAGAGGAAUCAUCAAGACCACCCCUGUUUGCUGUUACCGUGGAAACAAAUGGAAGAAGGCAACAUUGUUUGGGGGUUGCUUUUGAAGGUCUUUAGUGGGAGCUUUGCCAAAAAAAAAUCUGCAACCUCCAUCAAAGAGGAAUGUGGCCGAAGCGACCAAAAAUGAUGCUCGACGUGAAGAAAUCAGUCAGUUUGCAGGUGAGCGCUGCAGUGCACUGUAAGAAGACACCUGUACCUGUAGACAAAGACCACUACACCCCCAAUUGAAUCACUUGUCUAUAAAGUGAGAGCUUUGUCAUGGAAAACCCAACAAAUCGCUUUUUUACCUGUUUCGUCUAUUUUUAUUUUUAUUUUAUUUUUUGGAUAAUGUUUGAAUUUACCAAGGUGAUUUAUUUAUUAACAAUGAAUAUUUAUUCAUUUGUAUUUUAUUUUUUUUUGUAUAUUUUUUUUUUCCAAAAUAUGUA